AUGGAUGCCAAUAUUGCUUUUUCAUUAAAUGAAGAAGCCCAAGGCAACAUCCGUGCCCUCUUAAAACCAUUGAUUUGGGAAAUUAGAAAUCGAUUACCUUCGUUUCCGAUGACAAAAGAAACUCUCAAUAAAGCACCUUUUGGUAUAAUACCAGCAUUAAGGUAUAUUCUGGUUAAAUACGAAGCCUUAAUUGAGGAAAACCCACAAACACAGCCUGGUUUACUAGAACAAUCAGAGCAGACAAAUCCACCAAAUAGAAAAAGACUAAAAAAAAAGAAGGUUAAGAAGAAUAAAAAGACAAGCAAAGACAAUAAAAAGAAAAAAACACAGGCAACAUCGCCUAGUAUAAGCAAGACUUCUUUGGAACUGCACAAUUUUACCAGUGAAGAAAUAAAUAGAUAUUUUAGACCUUGUGCUGUAGACCCAAACAGAAAAGAUGCUUUUGUCUCUUAUCAUGAGAAUACAGACAUAAGGCGUUUGUCUUCAGCCGAAUACUAUGACAUGAGUGGAAAUGUAAAUCGACAAAAAAUGGAAAAAGAGCAUAAAAGAAGAUCCAAUGUAGAGACUGUUGAAACACAAAUUCCUUCAUCGAAAACCACAUUCAUAGAUCAUUAUAAAAUGUACAUCACUUAUAUGCUACAGCAUAUGGAAGUUUUGUUCGAUUUUUACAGCUUUGAAACUGCCAGAAUUUACUGGCUCAGUUAUGUCGGUUCUCAAAGAGGAAAGACGAAAAGAAAUAAGAGAAAAAGAAGAAAGACAGAGGCCAAGUAUGACAGAGACCCUCCUGAUACUCAUCCCAAUCGAGGAAAGAAUGCCACUAGAGAACACUGGGAGAAGUUUGAGGAGAGCGAUAGCCGCAAGAUGCCGUUAGUUGUAUUUGGCAAUGGUCUUAAAAACAAAAGCCAGACAUGCAAUUCCUGUCUUGAAACCAAGCUUCAAAACCUCAUAUAUGGAAAGGGAGGUGAUGCACAUAGAAUACAUCAAAUAUUCAUCUGCAAAAGUUGCUAUAUUUAUUGGAAUCGAGAUGUGUUAGCUGCAAAGAACAUGUUAACCAUUGCUACAUCAAUCUGA
Cokeromyces recurvatus is the source of this 1071-nucleotide messenger RNA. RefSeq lists its product as uncharacterized. The coding region runs from base 1 to 1071 and encodes 356 amino acids. The transcript is spliced from 5 exons. Lineage: Eukaryota; Fungi; Mucoromycota; Mucoromycetes; Mucorales; Mucoraceae. The record is from RefSeq and is a predicted model, not a curated record.